Messenger RNA from Dioscorea cayenensis subsp. rotundata (Guinea yam), 1542 nucleotides. RefSeq lists its product as uncharacterized. The record is from RefSeq and is a predicted model, not a curated record. Gene Ontology annotation, biological process: signal transduction. NCBI's taxonomy places the organism in Eukaryota, Viridiplantae, Streptophyta, Magnoliopsida, Dioscoreales, Dioscoreaceae. The coding region runs from base 158 to 1312 and encodes 384 amino acids. The transcript has 10 exons.
UUCUUCGAACUCUCUGGUUGCGACGCAACGAGAGCUUCGUUUUUCCAUUGUUUCGCUCUCAUCGAGCGUUGAAUCAAAGUAAAGAACUCGAAGCUAUUCAAUCCUUUCAGUUUUUGGGUUCUUUCUACGUAGAAAUCAGUAAUCACCCUCAACUCAGAUGCCUUCCGCCGUCUCACCUCAGUGGCGUGAGAAGGCCAAUGGUUUUUUCUCGUCAUCAGGAGUGAAGCUGAAACAAGCUGGGCAGUCAGCUGGGUCCUUUGUUGGGGAUGUGGCCAAGGAUGCUGGUGAGAAUGUUGUAGAUGCUGCGGAGAAGGUUGGUUCUAUGGUGAAGAGUCGUUGGGCCUUAUUUCGGGAAGCCAGAGAGCAGCGUUCACCACCACCUCCAAGAGACACUAUGCAAGAACGGCUGCUCUCCGCUGCUGCUACCACUGGCUUGUUUUUUAGGAAGGGUAUUUCGGAGACAAAAGAGAAGGUGGUUGUGGGGAAGAUGAAAGUUGAGGAGGCGGCAAAGAAAACUGCUGAUAAAAGUAAGGUUAUUCUAAACAACAUUGAACGAUGGCAAAAGGGAGUGGCAAGUAGUGAUGUAUUCGGUUUACCUAUUGAAGCUACAGUACAAAGACAACAUUCUACCAGGCCUAUUCCAGAAGUCUUGGUCAAAUGUGCCAAUUAUCUCAUCAGAUCAGGAUUACACACUGAACUCAUAUUCAAGUUGGAAGGAGACAGUAAAGUUAUUCGGCAGUUAAUUUCACUAUACAACCAAGAUUGGAAUGCAUCUUUACCUGAGGGAGUAAAUGCAGUUGAUGUGGCAGCAUUAAUGAAGGGUUAUCUUGCUAGCCUUCCUGAGCCACUAACUACGUUUGAGAUCUAUCAUGAAAUUAGAGAUGCAAGGAAUAGCAUAAAUGAGAUGAGAAAUAUAUUGAAGAAGCUUCCAAAUGUUAGUUACAGUACACUUGAGUUCAUCACAGCUCUUUUGCUCCGCGUGAGCCAGAAAUCAUCUCUUAACAAGAUGGAUGCUCAUAGCCUUGCUGUGGAACUAGCCCCGGUAAUCAUGUGGCAGAAAGAUGAUCCAGGGACAGCUCUUCGCAGUCAUCUCAGUUAUUCAUCAAAAACGCCGUCUCGUACUAUAGAUCUAUCAUCCAGUAAUGAUGCAUGGAAGGACCUUUUGGAUGACGAUGACGGUAAUGAUAAUGCAUCUUCUCAAAUUCCACUGGACGAUGGAUUCCCGCUUGAUUAUGGUGCAAUCGAGGUUAUUCUCUGCCUCAUCCAACAUCACAAUGCCAUCUUCACCGACGCAAAUGAGACCGUCUGGUGAUGAUUCUGAUCUCAAAUUCAGAUAUCUAUACAAUUAGUAAGAUAAAUAAGUUUUUCAUUUGACUAAGAAAAUCGAUGUCAAAUCGAUGUCCUUUUUUGGUUUUGGGUUUGUAUAUUGUAAAUUUUGACAGGGAUUCUCUGUGGGUAGAAAUAGUUGUUAGCUGAUUAACUUUAGAUCAACUCUUGAAUGUAGAUAUUCUUUUCUUUUAUACCUAUGAUAAAUAAUGGUUU